Molecule: messenger RNA, 3064 nt
Organism: Pteropus alecto (black flying fox)
Lineage: Eukaryota; Metazoa; Chordata; Mammalia; Chiroptera; Pteropodidae
Gene: SCUBE2
Product: signal peptide, CUB domain and EGF like domain containing 2
Exons: 17
Coding region: 21-2402 (793 amino acids)
Biological process (GO): signal transduction
Cellular component (GO): cell surface
Molecular function (GO): calcium ion binding
Source: RefSeq, a predicted model, not a curated record
CAGAAGGGGUUGUGGAGGCGAUGAAUAAUCUGACUCGUUUGGUCUCAGAACUGUGCUCUUUUCCAUCUAUUCUAGAGAGAGAGGACACUGCCCUGGAGGUGACAGAGAGCAAUGCCACAUCAGUGGCGGACGGGGACAAACGGGUGAAACGGCGGCUGCUUAUGGAAACGUGUGCUGUCAACAAUGGAGGCUGCGAUCGCACCUGUAAGGAUACUUCGACAGGUGUUCAUUGCAGUUGUCCCGUUGGAUUCACUCUCCAGUUGGAUGGGAAGACCUGUAAAGAUAUUGAUGAGUGCCAGACCCGCAAUGGAGGUUGUGAUCAUUUCUGCAAAAACACCGUGGGCAGUUUUGACUGCAGCUGCAAAAAGGGAUUUAAAUUAUUAACAGAUGAGAAGUCUUGCCAAGAUGUGGAUGAAUGCUCUUUGGAUAGGACCUGUGACCACAGCUGCAUCAACCAUCCUGGCACAUUCACAUGUGCUUGCAACAAAGGGUACACCCUCUAUGGCUUUACCCAUUGUGGAGACACCAACGAGUGCAGUGUCAACAACGGAGGCUGUCAGCAGAUCUGUGUGAACACGGUGGGCAGCUACAAGUGCCAGUGCCACUCUGCAUACAAGCUCCACUGGAAUAAAAAAGACUGUGUGGAAGUGAAAGGGGUCCUGCCCACUAGUGUAUCACCCCACGUGUCCCUGCAUUGCGGUAAGAGUGGCGGAGGAGACAGGUGCUUCCUCAGAUGCCACUCUGGCAUUCACCUCUCUUCAGGACUGCAAGAUGCCUACUCUGUCACCUGCGGCUCUCCCUCUCCUCUCAGGAACAAACAUCAAAAAUCAAAUGACUCUGCUUUUGGGGAUGUCGCCACCGUCAGGACAAGUGUAACCUUUAAGCUAAAUGAAGGCAAGUGUAGUUUGAAAAAGGCUGAGCUGUUUCCUGAGGGUCUGCGACCAGUAUUACCAGAAAAGCACAGCUCAGUAAAAGAGAGCUUCCGCUACGUAAACCUUACAUGCAGCUCCAGCAAGCAAGUCCCCGGAGCCCCUGGCCGACCAAGCACCACUAAGGAAAUGUUUAUCACUGUUGAGUUUGAACUUGAAACUAACCAAAAGGAGGUGACAGCUUCUUGCGACCUGAGCUGCACUGUAAAGCGAACAGAGAAGCGACUCCGGAAAGCCACCCGCACGCUCCGGAAGGCUGCCCACAGGGAGCAGUUUCACCUCCAGCUCUCAGGCAUGGACCUCGAAGUGGCCAAAAAGUCUUUGAGAACAUCCGAACGCCAGGCAGAGUCCUGCGGAGUGGGCCAGGGCCAUGUGGGAAACCAGUGUGUCAGUUGCAGGGCUGGGACAUAUUAUGAUGGAGUACAAGAACGCUGCAUUUUGUGUCCAAAUGGAACCUUCCAAAAUGAGGAAGGACAAAUCACAUGCGAACCAUGCCCAAGACCAGAAAAUCCUGGGGCCUUGAAGACCUCAGAAGCUUGGAAUGUGUCUGAAUGUGGAGGUCUGUGCCAACCUGGUGAAUAUUCUGCUGAUGGCUUUACACCCUGCCAGCUCUGUGCCCUGGGCACAUUCCAGCCUGAAGUUGGCCGUACUUCCUGCUUCUCCUGUGGUGGAGGCCUCCCCACUAAACAUCUGGGAGCCACUUCCUUCCAGCACUGUGAAACCAGAGUUCAAUGUUCUCCUGGACACUUCUACAACACCACCACUCACCGAUGUAUUCGUUGCCCAGCAGGAACAUAUCAGCCUGAAUUUGGAAAAAAUAAUUGUGUUUCUUGCCCAGGAAAUACUACGACUGACUUUGAUGGCUCCACAAAUAUAACCCAGUGUAAAAACAGAAGAUGUGGCGGGGAGCUGGGAGAUUUCACCGGAUACAUCGAAUCCCCAAAUUACCCAGGCAAUUACCCGGCCAACACUGAGUGUACGUGGACCAUCAACCCGCCCCCCAAGCGCCGCAUCUUGAUUGUGGUCCCUGAGAUCUUCCUGCCUAUAGAGGAUGACUGUGGAGACUACCUGGUGAUGCGGAAAACCUCUUCAUCCAAUUCUGUGACGACAUAUGAAACCUGCCAGACCUAUGAACGCCCUAUUGCCUUCACCUCCAGAUCAAAGAAGCUGUGGAUUCAGUUUAAGUCCAACGAAGGGAACAGCGCCAGAGGGUUCCAGGUCCCCUAUGUGACAUAUGAUGAGGACUACCAGGAACUCAUUGAAGACAUAGUUCGAGAUGGAAGGCUCUAUGCAUCUGAGAAUCAUCAGGAAAUACUCAAGGAUAAGAAGCUGAUCAAGGCACUGUUUGAUGUCCUGGCCCAUCCCCAGAACUAUUUCAAGUACACGGCCCAGGAGUCCCGGGAGAUGUUUCCAAGAUCUUUCAUCCGAUUGUUGCGUUCCAAAGUGUCCAGGUUUUUGAGACCGUACAAAUGAGUCUGCCCACAUGCCACUUAGUUCCAUGUUCUGCCUGUGGGCUGGUGGGACACAGCUGUCUGCUUCCGCAGCCAGCAUAGUCAGAUAUCACUGCCUCCAGUAGCAGUGACUCGUUAGAGUUCCAUUUUUAUAGAUAAUACAUAUAUUUUGGUAAAAUGAACUUGGUUUUUCUUUCUCAGCAUUGUGAAUGUGGACUGAGAAAGGCUUGGAGUCAUACCCGCUCCUCAUUGCUGUGGGCAGAUAUGUCUUAGAUACAUCAAGGGCUGGCUGAGCUGGACCUCAGUCAGCUCAGGUGAGACUCACCUGUCCUUCCUGGUUCUCACUCCUCCCCAAGUGGGCUGUGGUGGAAAGGAGGCCACAGAAGGGGCUGCCUCACCUGAAACCUCAGCUUCCUCCAGCCCAGCCCUCCCUAAGGGAGCUCUCUGCAUCCAGGUACAAGCUCUGACCACGCAGAUCAGGAAAAGGGAGGUAGGGGAGAGGAGGGAGGGAGAGCCCUCUAGACGCCAUCCACACACCUGAGACCUGGUAGGACUCUGUUUCUCCGCAGCCUUCUUCUCCAGGUUGUGUGGCCUAAGUUUGAUCCCAGGAUCUUGAGUUCUAAGCAUUGAUCAUUAAAAUACACUUAAAACAGAAAGAAUUAGAAAUAAAAAGAUAAAAACUAA